This is a messenger RNA of Argentina anserina (silverweed cinquefoil), 1326 nucleotides long. RefSeq names its product protein ECERIFERUM 26-like. The transcript has 2 exons. The record is from RefSeq and is a predicted model, not a curated record. NCBI's taxonomy places the organism in Eukaryota, Viridiplantae, Streptophyta, Magnoliopsida, Rosales, Rosaceae. Gene Ontology annotation, molecular function: acyltransferase activity, transferring groups other than amino-acyl groups. The coding region runs from base 1 to 1326 and encodes 441 amino acids.
AUGGUGUUUUCACCUGAAACCAUCCACUGCCUCAAGUCCAGCUUGAGGCUGUCUUCGGUUGUCCCGGCGACGGUGACCGACCAAAAGCACAAGGUCCAUGAACUGACUAACAUGGACCUGGCCGUGAAGCUUCACUACAUCAAAGGGGUCUACUUUUUCAAAAGCGACGCAGUUCAGGGGCUUACGGCACACGACUUGAAGAAACCUAUGUUCCAACUCCUUCAACUCUACUUCGCCGUCUCCGGGAGGAUAAGGAGGUCGGGGACAGGCCGGCCUUUCAUCAAGUGUAACGACAGCGGUGUGAGAACUGUGGAGGCAAGUUGUGAUGAAACCGUCGAUGAAUGGUUGGCCAGGGCUGUCAAGGAUGAUUCUGUGUUUGAUGGCCUGGCUUACAAUCAAGCUCUUGGUGAUCCUGAUCUUGGUUUCUCUCCUUUGGUGUUUAUACAGUUCACUUGGUUUAAAUGUGGAGGAAUGUCAGUGGGACUUAGCUGGGCAAAUGUUCUUGGGGACGCAUUUUCAGCUUCAAACUUCAUCAACCUCUGGGGGAAGGCCCUGGCAGGUCAGAUGCAGCAGAAGUCCUUGCAAAUACCAGACUCAGCAAAAGAUGAAUUUCAAGUUUCAGAACUUCCUAAACUAACACCAAGUGCCGUGAAAAGGGUUGAUCUAGUUGGCGAUUUAUGGCUUACGCCCAACAUCUCCAAGAUGAAGACGCAUACUUUUUAUGUUCAUGUAGAGAAAAUUAACCGUUUUCUCUCCGACAAAAAAUCCAAGGUCUCAGCUUUUGAAGUAAUCUCUGCAAUCAUAUGGAAAUUCUUGUCCAAGAUCAAGGAAAACGCUGAAGAGACAAGGAUGGUGACUCUUUGUACAAACAAAUCUGGUGAAAGAAAAUUUGAGUUUCUAAGUAAUGAGAUGGUGUGGAGUACAGUUGAAGCAGAUUUCUGGGUUGCAGAAGCUGAGGUCUCAGAGUUGGUGGAGCUCAUUAUGAACAAAAGGGAAGAUGAGAAUGGCAUGAUUGAAAAGAUAAUGGGGAAUAUUGAGACGGGGGAUAAAUCUGUAGACUUCAUAUCGUAUGGAGCAAACUUGACAUUUGUGAAUUUGGAAGAGAUGGAGAUUUAUGGGCUUGAAUUGAAGGAGCAGAAGCCAGUUUAUGCACAUUACUCCAUUAAUGGAGUCGGUGAUGAAGGAGUUGUUUUGGUGCUUCCUGCCGGGCCAAAAAGCGAGGGUGGAGAUGAUGUUGAUGGCGAUAGAACUGUGACAGUGAUUUUGCCUGAAAAUCAACUUGCACAGCUGAAAGUUGAGCUCGAAAGGAAUUGGAGUAUUGCUUGA